AAUCCCAGCCACACCCAGUCUCCUCUCUGUUGAAGAAGAAGAAAACAGGGAGAGAGAAGACUCUCGUGUCAAGUCAGAAGAAGGAGGAGGAAGGAGAUCCGAAUCCCAGCCACAAUCAGUCUUCUCUCUGUUGAAGAAGAAAGAAAACAGGAAGAGAGAAGACUCUCAUGUCAAGUCAGAAGAAGGAGGAGGAGGAAGGAGAUCCGAUCAAGGCCGUCGAUGCCAGCGAGGGGAAAGCCGGUGAUGGCGGCGAUGGGAAGAUCUGCCAUGGACGCCAGUGAUAGAUCCGACGACUUAGGAAGAAGGAAGGAGAAAGAUGUGAACGUCGAUGGCGGCGACGAAAGCUUGCCUUUCGCUCCGGAUCCGACUGGCCGUCUCCAGGUCUCUCGCUCCCUUCUGGCUUGUAGCAGCGGCAUGAAUGAUGCCAGUCCUGUGUUUUCUCUCUCGCUGGAAGAUAGUGAAGAAGAAGGAGCGGAGGAGGAGGAGGAGGAGGAGGAGGAGAAGGAGAAGCGUCAAGAAGAGGAACAAGUCGAGGAGAAGGAAGGAAGAGGGACAUAUGCUUCUCUCUUAAUAAGUUACUUUUCAAUACUUUUUGGGUCCAACAGCUGUGUUUUGGCAGCAUAA
Linum tenue is the source of this 624-nucleotide messenger RNA. The record is from the annotation of a GenBank genome assembly. NCBI's taxonomy places the organism in Eukaryota, Viridiplantae, Streptophyta, Magnoliopsida, Malpighiales, Linaceae.